This is a messenger RNA of Gregarina niphandrodes, 966 nucleotides long. RefSeq lists its product as hypothetical. The coding region runs from base 1 to 966 and encodes 321 amino acids. The record is from RefSeq and is a predicted model, not a curated record. The transcript has a single exon. Gene Ontology annotation, cellular component: SCF ubiquitin ligase complex. Gene Ontology annotation, biological process: proteasome-mediated ubiquitin-dependent protein catabolic process. NCBI's taxonomy places the organism in Eukaryota, Apicomplexa, Conoidasida, Eugregarinorida, Gregarinidae.
AUGGUUGGCAGAAGUCAGUCUAUGAUGAACAUGAUGUUGAAGGCAUUGCCUUCACGGUCCCUGAAUUCUUUACGAUCAUCCAAGUCCAACUCAGUUAUGACCAACUCAGUUAUAAACAACUACCAAACUAUUUCUAACCUCAUAUACCCGAGUCGGGCGGAAGAUUGUAUUUGUUCGGGAUAUCAGAUUGCAUUGGCGUUAAUCAUUUGCUAUGGUGGCUUCGAUGUGUGGCGGUCAUUACGACAAGUGAGCCGGAAGACAAGGCACGCCACCGAAUGUCUUGGUGUGUGGUUUCUGAUGACCAAGAUCAUCCGGGACGAGUUACAGAUGGCGAGCAGCGGGGCAUUGCCCGUCUUGGAGUCCACGGCUAGCUGUUCCAAGCAGGUUAGGCGUGAGUCGUUGGAGGCGUUGUCAUGGUUGCCUUUGGAGGCGUUGUUGAGAAACCCAAUCGCGUAUUUGCGGGCAUUCGACUUUGCUUGGGAGCAGUCUCCAAAUGUGCGGGGACUGACGUACACGCGGCUUGCCGCCUUUGGUACCUUCCCGGUCAAGGCGCGUCGUGCCCCUGCGGCGGGAAGACACUGCUGGAGAGUCUGCUGGGCGCCGCCGUUCGGAUCGCACGCUACCAUUGGCGUAGUUGGAAACCGGUGCCAAGUACGGGUCUCUAGUGAAUACUGCUCCUGGGUCGGACGACAGCCCCACAGCUGGGGCCUCGACCUCGUCAAUGGAACCAUCAUGCACGAAGGCAAGCAAGCUAGAACUCUAGAAUUUGAUCUAGUCAACGGAAAGACACCCUUAUUCGACCCCAUGGACAUGCGCCUCUUUGUCAACGCAGAUACCGGGCACACUCUUCUCGUCCUUAAAAUGAACGACGGCCGUCUAGAGUCAAGUAAGAACACACGCACACACCUUACGGCCGGCGGAAGAACCCUACCCUCGAUGGUUCGAGCCACGGACAUGUCCUUGUAG